AUGUCUUGGGGAGGACUAAAAAAAUCAUUCAACCGCGCUGGUACCCAGCUUAUGCAGCGGACGGGACAGCUGGAGAGAUCUGAUGAUAGCCGAUUCAAAGAGGAGGAAACAAAUAUUCGCGCGAUUAUCUUGAUUCUAUUCGAUGUAUGUGCAAGUCUACUGACCGCAGUGAUGUCGGCGUCUGAAGCGCGGAUUGGUGAUACAAUCGAGGGCUUCUUCCACGAUAACAGCCAGACAGCCACCAUUGCAAGCUCGUACAAGCGCGCCCUGGAAGAGCUGGAUGCCCGAACGGCCAAGGAACUAGAUGGUCCUUACCGUGCCACUGUGCUGGACCCUAUGGGAAAGCUCUGCAGCUACUUCCCUGAGGUAAACAAAUUGAUCGAGAAGCGCGGACGCAAGCUUCUUGACUACGAUGCAUCGCGCUCCCGGUACAAAAAGCAGUCGGAGCGUCCCGCCGACGAUCCUUCGAAGCUGCCUCGGUAUGUUUUCAUCACUUACGCCAGCAUGGAGCGCGAGCACAAUGAGGCGAAGCUUGUUUUCGAAGCAAUUAAUGAACAGCUGAUGAUUGAGCUCCCGCAACUGGUGGACAUGCGUAUCCCUUACCUAGAUCCUUCGCUGGAAAUGAUGAUCCGUAUUCAGAUCAAAUUCGCACAGGAAGGCUAUGAGCAGCUGGGUGGCGUACAGCGAUACUUCCCCGAGCAGGUCCGGAGCGACUAUGCCGAGGGUCAGCUUGAUGCGCAAGUCGAAGGCGUGCUUCAAGAGAUGCGCGGCCUUUCUAUCUGUGGUUUGGGCCAAUAG
This is a messenger RNA of Malassezia sympodialis ATCC 42132, 798 nucleotides long. RefSeq lists its product as uncharacterized. The coding region runs from base 1 to 798 and encodes 265 amino acids. The transcript is spliced from 3 exons. The record is from RefSeq and is a predicted model, not a curated record. Lineage: Eukaryota; Fungi; Basidiomycota; Malasseziomycetes; Malasseziales; Malasseziaceae. Gene Ontology annotation, biological process: actin cortical patch localization; actin filament organization; plasma membrane tubulation. Gene Ontology annotation, molecular function: protein binding; lipid binding. Gene Ontology annotation, cellular component: actin cytoskeleton; Rvs161p-Rvs167p complex; mating projection tip.